Molecule: messenger RNA, 896 nt
Organism: Cucurbita moschata (crookneck pumpkin)
Lineage: Eukaryota; Viridiplantae; Streptophyta; Magnoliopsida; Cucurbitales; Cucurbitaceae
Exons: 4
Coding region: 104-772 (222 amino acids)
Source: RefSeq, a predicted model, not a curated record
UCCGCUUGUAUUUCAUUUUAUUUUGUUGUUUUCUGAAAACUGAGAUGAAGCUAUUUCUCCCAUUGAAUUCACUGGGAGAAAGAAAGCUCUAGCUACCCAAGCUAUGGCUGUUCUGCAAAUUCUUAAAUCAACUGUCUCUCCUCCUUCAAUCUCUCAGCCGAAGUUUGGCUCUCAAUCAAGCCGGUUCUUCUCGGAGUUGGAUUCCACUAGGAGGUUUACACUGCUCCAUGGCCGUCGGAGGAGUUUGCGAUAUGGCUGCGUUCGUAGAAGGUUGAGUUUCCGUUGUGCUGCUCAGGAUUCUGAUAAGGAAAGCAACGGUGAAGAACCUCCAGAAUCAUUGUUCAUGAAGGAACUGAAGAAGAGAGGUAUAACUCCUACUUCCUUGCUUGAGGAUACUAGCAACACUGACUUUGGACUUGGUGGCGAGAUGAAGGGAGAAAACAGAGAUUUUUCCCGUAGAAGUGCUGUUUCAACUGAAGUUGACAAAAGCCUAUCCAAUCAAAGGGAGCGUUCCAUGCAAUUGAACAGUGAAGGCCUUGAGGGGUUGAUCCCUCGUGCUAAACUUUUGCUAACAAUUGGAGGAACGUUCUUCUUAGGAUUCUGGCCGUUGAUCGUCGUCACUGUUUCGUUCUUUUUUGCUUUAUACUUUUUUCUUGGACCAUCUUUUGUUCACGAUGGCACCAAAACGCCAAUAUCACCUCCACCGUACGUUGAUCCAUAUGCUCUUUUAGAAGACGAAAGAAUGUCACAAAUGGCUCCUCGGGUAAAUUGACGGACGCAUAAUCUCCUAAUUGGUUGGUUUUCUACUACUUUGUUUUCCCUUCCCAAUGUUAAUUGAUGUUCCUUACUAUUAUUAUUAAUAUAUCUAAAUGAUUAUUAGCUAGAAUUUUCUGGUU